UGCUAGUGGGGCAGACAAGGACCGCUUCCUGGUGUCUGGGGGAAGGAGAAGCGCCCCCGCCCCCCGUUCGGAACGCUCUCCAUCUCCAGUCCCUCAGAGGAAGUCGUGGCGAAGAAGCUGCUUCCAGGCCCCCGCGCGCCUCUCCAGGUGCCCGUCCCGCUCCCGCGGCGCCUUCCUCCGGGAGGCUCUUCGCGGCGGCCGGACCCGGCCGACUUCCCUUCCAGCCGAGGCGCCUCCUUCCGCUCAGCGCCGCGCGGCUCCGCUCGGGACGUGUCCGCGCCUCCGCGACCACCGGAGCCACUUCGGGGCGAUGCUGGGGCCGCCGGUCUGGGCGCUGGUGGCCGGAGUCCUGCUGGCGCUGUCGCCGGGCCGGGCGGGGGGCGCCCCGAGGGCGGGCCGGCGGCCGGCGCGGGCGCGGGGCUGCGCGGACCGGCCCGAGGAUCUCCUGGAGCAGCUGUACGGGCGGCUGGCGGCCGGCGUGCUCGGCGCCUUCCACCACACGCUGCAGCUGGGCCCGCGCGAGCAGGCGCGCAACGCCAGCUGCCCGGCCGGGGGCAGGCCCGCCGACCGCCGCUUCCGGCCGCCCACCAACCUGCGCAGCGUGUCGCCCUGGGCCUACAGAAUCUCCUACGACCCCGGCCGCUUCCCCAGGUACCUGCCCGAGGCCUACUGCCUGUGCCGGGGCUGCCUGACCGGGCCGCGCGGGGAGGAGGAUGUGCGGCUGCGCAGCGCCCCAGUGCUCGUGCCCGCGGUGGUCCUGCGUCGGACCCCGGCCUGCGCGGGCGGCCGCGCCGUCUAUACUGAGGAGUACAUCACCAUCCCCGUGGGCUGCACCUGCGUGCCCGGGCCGGACAAGGAUGCAGACGGCACCAACUCCAGCCUGGAGAAGCCGGCCCAGCCCUGAGCAGCCAUCCCCAACCCGGGGACCCCGAGGCCCCAAGGAAACUCGGACGGAGCACCCAGCGCUGGACUGGACUGCGUGCGAGCUUGACCUCCUGCAUCCCCCAGGCUUCCUCUUGGGCAGGAGCGCAGGGCAGUGAAAGGUGUCGGGAACCAACCACGUGGCAGCUCUGCGUGGGCUGCCCAAGGCUGGGGCCACCACAGGUGACCCACUUCGCCAGAGUUCGUUGAGGCUCCCGGCCACCGGCCCCUUGCAACCACGGGUGGUAGCGCUGCAAGGACCGCUGGGAGGGGACAGAGCCUCACAAGAUAGAGGACAGACAGACAGACACUUAGCACCUGUUUUUUAGCACCUUUUAAAAAAAAAAGAAUAUAUACCCUCUUGUUUAGUCAGCUAUUUUCAGUAGGGGCAGAAACUUUUUAUAUUAGCCACUUUGAGCAAGUAUAUUAAAAACACUGUACUUGACAUGUAAACAUUUUAUAAACAUUGUUUUUCAGUUCAUCAGCAGGAGUUUUUAGAAGUGCAGGUGGAACCCUCACCCUCUAGCCCGCCUGAAUCCCGCUGUUGCUGAUGGUCACCAGUGGACAUGGCUGCAUAGGACCUGCCCUCCCUCCGGGAGGCUCAGCUCACCCCAGAAUCUCAUACUUGUAUAAAUCGCUGCAGGUUUAUACAAUUAGAUUUUUUUUUCACUUGCAGACUUUCAAUUCCCAGAAAUCAGGAGUGGAGUCCUCGUCUGCAACUGCAAAGUGAGCUAAACCUUUACCCUUUUCUUUAGGCUUAAGUCUGUCCCCGAACACAAUUACUUGUAAAAGUAAAGUUCUUAACUCGCUUUAAAAUCCUUAAAACAAUUGUAGGUGAAAGGCACGCUGGCUGUGCAUUUCUCGCUGGACUCUGCUCUGAUGGGCUCCACUAAUUUUCAGAGGAAACUUUUCAGAGGAAACAGUGGUAAUGAAGGUCUUCACUUUAUCUUAAUUUUAUGGUUAAUGUUCAGGAAGAUCACCUGCAGAGUCGGCCUCUGCAUCGUUGUUUAUGUGCUCUUGUCCCUACUUACAAUCAGCCUUGGUUUGAUCUGGACAGAAGGUACUGAGAGAACUUUCAAUUUGUACCAAAUAUGGACAGAGGUUGUGCAUGGAAAACACUGCUGAGCAAAAUUCAUAAACAAUUCAAAAUUGAAAUUGAUAGCUGUGGGUAGUUCUAUACCAUUUGGGGAAUUUUACUUCUGUGCUCAACCUCUGGGGAAGAAAAAAGGUAAGCCUAGUAGUGGUAUAUCUAGCAUACAUUCUUGUCCAGAAAACAGAAGGUUCAGAUCAAUGUCAACAAAGAAA
Messenger RNA from Mesoplodon densirostris (Blainville's beaked whale), 2226 nucleotides. It is a transcript of the gene IL17D, whose product is annotated as interleukin 17D. The coding region runs from base 311 to 904 and encodes 197 amino acids. Gene Ontology annotation, molecular function: cytokine activity. The transcript is spliced from 3 exons. Gene Ontology annotation, biological process: inflammatory response. Lineage: Eukaryota; Metazoa; Chordata; Mammalia; Artiodactyla; Ziphiidae. The record is from RefSeq and is a predicted model, not a curated record. Gene Ontology annotation, cellular component: extracellular region.